AUUUUUUUUACCCUCCUUUGGGGAUUUCUUCCAAAGUUGUCUUGACAGUCUGCAUUGAACUGUACACAUCGCUCAAAGCGGGGACUACUUCAUGCUUUCACGUUUCGAUCGUAAGCAUGUCGUUCACAAUACGCUUUUGGGUGCAUUGCCUUCUACGACUUUGCAAUCAGACAGGUCAUAACAAGCGAGGAUGGCAGCCGAGAUUGUUCUCAUCACAUGCAUGAUGUGGCUGGGACAAUGCUGCAUUUCGUGCAUGCUGUGUAACAUCUGACCCUGCUCCCCAACGACGUUUCCUGUCGUUCGCUGAAAGCACGAACGCACACACCAUCCCGCUUAUUUCCUUUGCUUUUUCGCUGCAUCUUUCUUCCGAACCAAGUACUACAUCCAACACAUGUUCGCGGCCCCCAACCAUCCCGCGCGAUGUCGCACCUCGCAUUUGGCUCGCUUUCGCUUUCCCUUGUGCCGCUUUUAUCCUUCUUCAAAAUCACGCGUUGCGAAGGCACGACUAACUUGUGGAUACUAGGCAACACAUACAGCAUUAAGAACCUCGCGAAGACCGAAAGCCGUAUCUUCUUCGCCCAAGCAUAUGAGACUACCGUCCAGGAAUGAGUCUUUCUUGCAAGACUUGCA
This is a messenger RNA of Aaosphaeria arxii CBS 175.79, 630 nucleotides long. RefSeq lists its product as uncharacterized. NCBI's taxonomy places the organism in Eukaryota, Fungi, Ascomycota, Dothideomycetes, Pleosporales. Bases 421 to 609 code for a protein of 62 amino acids. The record is from RefSeq and is a predicted model, not a curated record. The transcript has a single exon.